Penicillium diatomitis is the source of this 795-nucleotide messenger RNA. RefSeq lists its product as uncharacterized. Bases 1 to 795 code for a protein of 264 amino acids. The transcript is spliced from 2 exons. Lineage: Eukaryota; Fungi; Ascomycota; Eurotiomycetes; Eurotiales; Aspergillaceae. The record is from RefSeq and is a predicted model, not a curated record.
AUGGUCAAGAAGAAAACUAAGCAGCGUCGAGCCCAAGAGGAACCCCUGAAUCCGAUGUCUGUCCAGGUAUCUCCAAAGGUCGAUUAUGUCCAGCCAUUGUCAUCACCAUACGAAGGCCCAGUCGUGACCGCCACGAUCGGGAACAAGCAAUAUUGCAUUCUGGGAUAUUGUCUUCGGAAAUGCCCGCAAUUUGAGCAGCAGUCGGUUUUGUCUUCAUAUAUUACCCUGCCUUAUAUUCACGAGGAUGUUGGGCAUACCUUUGUGCAUUUCCUAUAUUCAGGGUGCUACGAGACAAUAGAUUCGCCAGUCGAUGAUGGUAUAUCCAGUGCGAUGAGAGAGUAUAGGAGAAGUGUCCUUAUCUACCAGGCAUCCAGAACAUACCAGCUUCCCUCUCUUGAGGCCCUUGCCCGAGAUUACAUAGAACGGUUCGGCGAAGAAAUGUCUAUAUCCGAUAUACUGCGGACUACAAGUGAGGUCUUUUCAAACCUUCCUGAGGACGAAACCUGGCUUCCGAAGUAUAUCGAAAGAAACCUCCGGCACUCGUUGAGGUCUAGCAAGUCAAAGUUCGAUGUGGAUGAACUUUACAAGGCUUUUGGUCAGGAUCAUUACUUCGAUAAUACUGUGACAAGAAUGAUGCUCGAGAUACUCCUCCGUCCGCAGGGAGUUCACCUCGCAGGACGGGAAGAGCGACUGCGAACAGAUACGCAUUCAUGGGAACACGGAGGUGAAGGCAUCGAUUGGAAAUCCACUGGACGGGAUAGCUGGCGGGCGACAGUUGACAGAAGCGUGGACUAA